This is a messenger RNA of Peronospora belbahrii, 2451 nucleotides long. Lineage: Eukaryota; Oomycota; Peronosporomycetes; Peronosporales; Peronosporaceae. The record is from the annotation of a GenBank genome assembly.
AUGGACUUCUUGGCGCUAGUGGCUGCUCUUGUGAGCAACGAUAAUGCAACACGUAAGCAGGCAGAGGCGUCGUAUGAGGCCUUCAAGGCGGAACAACCACAGGCUCUUGUGAUCAACCUCGUGCAACUACUACGCACGGCCUCUGAUCCGGAAGCGCGUGCUUUUGCUCCCGUGCUAUUGCGUCAGCUACUAGAGGCUAAGACUGGCGUGUACACGCGCUUGGAUACGGAUGCACAGGCAAUUCUUAAGGUGCAACUAUUAGAGGCCCUGGUCACCGAGCCCAUAGCUCACGUUCGCCGCAAACUUGGCCACUUGAUUGCUGAACUGGCUGUUGUCUCGGAGAAGUACGAGCAAGCGUGGCCCGAGCUGCUGAAUGUCGUAUCAGCUCUUACCACAAAUGCUGACGCACUGUUACGCGUGACAGCCUUCGACUUGCUGGCCAAGCUAGCCGAGUACGUGAGUGACCUGCUAGUUCCGCAUAAAGAAAGCUUCCUUACGCUUUUUACCAACUCGCUCAACGAUGCAAACGGAGAAGUGCAGAUUGCCAGCCUCAAGGCUGCAUCAGCUUUCCUGCUGACGCUCGAGGACAAGCAGGAAUUAUUGGCGUUUGCCAUUAUUGUGGCCCCUAUGUUGCGUAUCAUUGAAGUGCUGGUGAAUGCUGGAGACGAAAUUGCUUUUCGUGAGGUACUGUCGGCUCUUGUGCAGAUUGCUGAAGUACACCCCAAAUUUUUCCGCAACUCUCUGGACGACGUGGCCCGUGCCAUGAUCUCUGUGUGCUCGUCACAAGAGCUUGACUCGGAGACUCGUGAGCUUGCUUUGGAGUUCGUCAUUGAGCUGUGUGAAAAUGCUGGUGGCAUGGUACGCAAAUCGCAGUUCAUCGUCACGAACGUGGUGCUUUUAGUUAUUCGGCUGAUGUGCGAGGUUGAGGAGGACGAGACGUGGGUGCAGAAAUUUGACGAUCCGGAGACCUUCGCUGAGGCCAAUGACGCCGACAACUCGAUCAGUGACGCUGGUGCCGCGGCAAUUGAUCGUCUGAGCACGUCUCUUGGUGGCAACGCUGUGCUACCUGUAGCCAUCCCGGUCAUUAAGGAUUUUCUCGGUGAUGCCGACUGGCGCAAACGUCGCGCUGGCCUAUAUGCUAUCUGCCUGCUAGGUGAGGGUGCGAAGUCGCUCAUGACCCGUGAGCUUGAUAAUGUAGUGGGAAUGGUUUUGCCUUUUCUGAACGAUCAACACCCGCGUGUGCAGUACGCUGCGCUGCACAGUCUUGGACAGAUUGCCGAGGACUUUGGUGAGGUGGAGAAGGGAAAAAACUUUCAGGCAAAAUUUCACACAAUGGUGAUACCGGCGCUUACGGCGUUGGUUCAGAAUGAGCAAGGUGUGCUGCGUACCCGUGCUCUGGCUGCCAGUGUGGUUAUCAACUUUUGCAACACGAACGUAUGUAAGGCCAAGUACGUGAUUCCGUACAGCCAAGCUUUGCUCGAGGCUCUCUUUAAUACGAUGCGCUCGUGUCCACGCCAGGUGCAGGAACAGGCUAUCACUGCUGUUGCGAGCGUGGCCAAGGUAAUUGGUGAUGAGUUUCUCCGCUUUUACGAUAUUUUCAUCCCGCUUGCGAAGGAGGUGCUGACGAACGCCCAUGGCAAGGAGUACGCUCUGCUUCGUGGCAAAUCCAUGGAGUCAAUUGCUCUCAUCGGUCAAGCUGUGGGCAAGGAGCGUUUUGUAAAUGAUGCCAAGGAGAUCAUGGAGAUUUUAGUGCGUGUGCAGUCCAGUGAGGAGAUGGAAGGCCCAGUGGUGCAGUAUGUGGCGCAAUCGUGCGUGCGUAUUGGCAGUAUCCUGAAAGAGGAUUUUGUCCCAUAUUUGCCUCACGUGAUCCCGGCGCUUAUCAAGCAGGCGCAGAUUCAGCCAGACAUUCAGCUGUCGGAUGUCACUGAUGACGAUGUCGAGGAGGAUGGUCAGACUGUCGAUGGCACGGACACCAUGACGCUGCAGAUUCGUGGCGUGGGAAAGAAGCGCCUGGAAAUCAAUACGAGUGCUCUCGAAGACAAGACAAAUGCGUGCAAUAUGCUUUACCAAUCGGCGCUUGAUCUGGAGGGUUGGUUCUACCCGUACGUAGCCGAGGUGGCACAGGUAAUGAUCCCGCUGAUUGACUUCGAGUAUGUCGAAGACAUUCGUAUUGUGAGCAGUUUGACCAUGGCUAAGCUGCUGAACUGCGCUGUGGAGGGCACGAUGCACCACGGCUAUGGCGCGACAGCGCCGCAGUUCCCGCAGCAGCUUUUUGAGAAGUUCUUCGAGCCAAUGCUGAAGAGUCUACAAGAAGAAGAGGAUCUGGAGUGUCUUGGCGCGUUUGCUGAGGCCAUGUCGGCGGUCCUGGAAGUGUGCAAAGAAAGCCAAAAAAAAGGGUUAUCAGGUUGGUAUUCCUUUAGAGCACGUCCCGCGCAUAGUGGAGAUUUUUAA